This is a messenger RNA of Centruroides sculpturatus (bark scorpion), 597 nucleotides long. Its product is annotated as E3 ubiquitin-protein ligase RNF13-like. The transcript is spliced from 2 exons. NCBI's taxonomy places the organism in Eukaryota, Metazoa, Arthropoda, Arachnida, Scorpiones, Buthidae. Bases 1 to 597 code for a protein of 198 amino acids. The record is from RefSeq and is a predicted model, not a curated record.
AUGAGAAGAAUUAAAGGACAGAAGGGUACCCAAUUUUCCACAUAUCAUACAAAAUGCAUAGAUCCUUGGUUAACAAAGAACCAGCGUACUUGUCCUAUCUGUAAACGAAAAAUUCGUUUAGGUAGUGUUUCAUCAGAUGAGGAGAGUGAUGAAGAUACUGAAGAACCAACUGAAACAACACCCCUAUUAAGAUCACUUCAUGGAAGAUCUAUUAUAAAUUUCAUGCAGAAUCCAGUUAUUAAUUCUAGCAGGGCUGAUAUUGAAAAUACUAAUAAUAAUAGAGAAAUUAAUGAAGAAACACAAGAAAAUUCAGUACCAGAACAUCAAACUGGGUCAUUAUUGCAUCAUUUAACAUGUGUUGAAUUACAUCAGCCUAAUGAAUCCACCAACAACACUCCAUAUAGUGCUUCAGCCCCUUGUUGUUUAUUAUCACAUGGUGUAAAUGUAGAGGACAAUUCUAUUUCAGGAGAUAUUUCUGGUAUUGAAGCUGGUGAGGGAAUAUCAAGUUUACCUAGUACUUCGUCGUCGUCGUCAUCGUCUUGCACUGAAGUUAAUACUAAAAAUGAAAAUUCUGUUCAUAAAGAUUUAAUUGUGUGA